Lachancea lanzarotensis is the source of this 987-nucleotide messenger RNA. It is a transcript of the gene HSP30, whose product is annotated as LALA0S05e02718g1_1. NCBI's taxonomy places the organism in Eukaryota, Fungi, Ascomycota, Saccharomycetes, Saccharomycetales, Saccharomycetaceae. Bases 1 to 987 code for a protein of 328 amino acids. The record is from RefSeq and is a predicted model, not a curated record. The transcript has a single exon. Gene Ontology annotation, cellular component: plasma membrane; endoplasmic reticulum.
AUGUUACAAUUGGAGUUGUUGAAAAGAGCCGGAAACGAAGCCAUCGACGUGAAUCCCGCCUUUGGCGUGGACAUCAAACUAACGGAGAACGGAUCGGACUGGCUAUGGGCGGUAUUUUCCGUUUUUGCCCUCAGUGCCGUGAUCUAUGCUGCCUUGUUCGUGUAUUACGAACAGAGAGGCGUCAACUUGCACCGUUUUGCAAUUGCCGCCCCGCUCAGUAUCUCGUUGGUUUUGGCUUUUUCGUACUUCACCAUGGCUUCCAACCUGGGCUGGACUGGUAUUCAAGCAGAGUUCAACCAUCAAAAGACCGCUGACCAGGCUGUGACUCCAGGUAUCAGACAGAUCUUCUACGCCAAAUACGUUGCUUGGUUUUUGACGUGGCCCAUUUUGUUGUACCUCACGGAGCUUACCGGCGUGGUGACUAUUGGGUUCGAAGCUUUGGCUGAGCGUUCUUCAUUCUUCGAAUUGAUCCACGGCCUAAUACUGCAGAUCACCGGCAGUUGGUUUUUCAUCGUUGGUCUCUUGGUUGGAUCUUUGAUAACCUCCAGCUACAAAUGGGGAUACUGGACGCUAGCUGUGUUUGCUCAAUUUUUGGUCACUUUCGUCGUGUUCAGACACCAACUACGCGACUUAGUUGCCACGGGCAUCAAAUUGGCGAUUUUGAUUCUCACUUAUUUCUGCAUCUGGCUCUACUUUGUUGCAUGGGGUCUCAGUGAUGGUGGUAACGUUAUCACUGUAGACUCUGGGCACGUUUUCUUCGGGAUCCUUGAUCUUUUGGUGUUCCUUGUGGUUCCAGCUCUAUUGUUGGCCACUGCCGUCUCUUUGGGCGCGGUGCCUUCAUUUGCGAUCAGACGCUCUGGACACCAUGACCUGGAAAAACAGGUUGAGCCAGUAAGACUUGGAAACGCUACCGCUGCUAACCACAAUGAUACCACCCAGGUUGUUGCCGUUGACGACACAGCAGCACACGAUACUGUGGUUGCUUGA